This is a messenger RNA of Suillus bovinus, 768 nucleotides long. RefSeq lists its product as uncharacterized. Bases 1 to 768 code for a protein of 255 amino acids. Lineage: Eukaryota; Fungi; Basidiomycota; Agaricomycetes; Boletales; Suillaceae. The transcript has 4 exons. The record is from RefSeq and is a predicted model, not a curated record.
AUGAAUGAAGAUGCUACUCCAUCAGACCCUCGUCUACCACGGGGGAGGGGCAAGAGAGCAACCAAACAAGAUCUGUCCUCUUUCCCACCUUCCCAAACUGGAUCUCCCAGACGACACUCUGGUUUUUGUCGCAAAUUCUGGGACAAGGUAAUCAACCAGUGUCGUUGCGCCCAGAACAAUGGGCGCUCGUUGAGCCCUUCGCCCGUGGAUGGCAUACAAAGCCGACGGGAUCCCGUUCCUGUGCAGAUUCCCCAGGUAGGCGUAGUUCUAGCUCUCGACACACGCAUCCUAAAGUCUAUCAUCCAGCCAGAACCACUGAACCCGGAAGUUGUGAAUGAAAGGAUUAGAGAUGCCACUAGAGGUAUCACAGACAUCCGCCUUGUAUCGGGCAACGCCAAAAAUGCCGUCUCAGCAACCGGCAAAGUUCAGACGGUUCUCAAUGAGGUCGACAUGUGGACUGCGAUUCUUGGGCCACUGAAGACCUUCAACUCUGUUGCUGAUCGUAUUGGAGAUAUUCAUCCCUAUCUGAAGGGAACAAUGACUAUUUUGACUGGCGCGUCUCAGAUCAUCAUCGAUCAGGCAGACCGUGAUGCUGCUGUUUAUCGUCUUCUCGAGAAGAUCUCGGAAGUUUAUGCCUUAAUGACCGAAGAGGAGGAAUUGAAGAAUAUUUCGUCCAUGCUACCAAUAUAUCUAAAGAUCGCACAACAGACGCAAGAAUGCGCUGAUUUCGUUGUCCAUUACUCUGAGACCAAGAAUUUCUGUGAGUAG